This is a messenger RNA of Meloidogyne enterolobii, 393 nucleotides long. Lineage: Eukaryota; Metazoa; Nematoda; Chromadorea; Rhabditida; Meloidogynidae. The record is from the annotation of a GenBank genome assembly.
AUUGAUUAAAAAGUCAGGCGCGCUUCGAAUGCCAUAUGAAUGCCGAGAAGGAAGAUGUAAAGAAGUACAGGGUCGAGAGGGAAGAUCCGAGAGGGAAGAUGUAAAGAGGAAAAGGUCGAGAGAGAAGAAUCGAGAGGAAAGAUGCAAGGAGGAAAAGGUCGAGAGGGAAGAAUCGAGAGGGAAAAUGCAAGGAGGAAAGGGUCGAGAGGGAAGAAUCGAGAGGAAAGAUGCAAAGAGGAAAGGGUCGAGAGGGAAGAAUCGAGAGGGAAGAUAUAAAGAGGAAAGAGUCGAGAGGGAAGAUCCGAGAGGGAAGAUGUAAAGAGGGAAGGUCGAGAGAGAAGAAUCGAGAGGUAAGAUGGAGAAGGGCAAUUUAAGGGAAAACCGCAGCCGCGU